AUGAUCGGUAAAGAGCUGAAAACCGCCGGGCCGAAUCAGGAGGUAUUCCAAUCGUUUGCAGGACUCAACCACAGCAAACGCCUCCUUCUCGACAAUCGGCCAUCGCUCGCUCGAACCUCGAAAAGCGCCACUCAGGAAAGCCAACGAUUCGUGUCGCUGGUCAUUUGCAGGCAGUGCGAGAUCCUCGGAGGGGUUCUGAGUUGCAACCCAGCAACCCGUCGCACAGUCGUGUACCUGGAUGAAAGCUUCGUCCAUCAUCACUGCAACAAAAACGACAUCUCCAUGUACGAUCCUACCGAUGAUCUGGACGUCCAGCCCAAGGCGAAGCACAAAGACCGUCGAUUUUGCUUCAUCGCCGCUAUUGUGGACGACGGCCCCGACAAUUCGAAAAUCCUGUGCUACGAAAAGUUUGUUGGUGGAAAGCAAACGAAGGACUACCAUGGUAUGUUCGACAACUCGUACUUUGUGGACUGGUUUCGCCGGCUCUUGGAGGCUCUCCAGGACCAUGCUAUCGUCAAUGCCAUCAUCGUCAUGGACAACGCAAAAUAUCACAAGUGCAUACCAGACACCACGCCGAAGUUCACGUGGCGUAAAGCCGACCUCAUUGACGUCUGCGACACCCUUGGCAUCGCCUACUCCCCCAGUGAGCUGAAGGCUACCAUCUGGGCCAAGCUGCAGCCAUACACGUCUGCUGUC
Molecule: messenger RNA, 696 nt
Organism: Aphanomyces astaci
Lineage: Eukaryota; Oomycota; Saprolegniomycetes; Saprolegniales; Verrucalvaceae
Exons: 1
Molecular function (GO): nucleic acid binding
Source: RefSeq, a predicted model, not a curated record